UGACAUCCACGCGGGGGAGUUGCUGAACGCGAAAGUACUGAUCUGAAGCAGGUCGUGUCCGUGGCUCAGUUGGCGCGAGGACAAGGAAUAUGUAAGGGCAGAGGGGAUGAGCCAAAGCAAGUUUCUGAUUCGUCCUGGCCCAGUGGAAGCUCCGGUCCGGUCCGGUCGUUAAAGUCGCGCAGCAGUCGAAACAUUGGAGAGAUCAUGACUAGUACUCCUUUGAUUUGCACAGGCGCGCAUUCUCGUCAUCUCAAAAGUAUGCGUUCUGGAGAUUUCGUGGAUUGAUAGGAACACUCGAGCAAUGCGAUCCUCCACCCAUAGACCUGGACGCGCUUCUUCUGGUUUAGUUCUCGUCGGGAGCUCUUGAAAUCGGGUCCACCGUGCGCUCCGGAGUAGUACGCCAGAUAGAGAAAGAAGGUCACGCGUUUGGAGUGUUGAACUCAGGGAAUGGCACGCUUGGUUUGAGGAAGCUACUCUGCAGGUGUAAUCGGCACGAGGAAGAAGAGGAGGCGCAGCGCGCUAGGUUUUUUCCUUCGGGCGACGGCUGCAGAGGUUUCUACGGACAGAACAGAAAAUCAUAAAGUUUCGACUUCGCAAAUUUGGGAACGUAGGAGGAGCUGAUUGUAUGGGAUUAAGAACAUUCGAUCGUGACAAUCUAGAGUGGCCGACGCGUCAACCACGGCUCACAUCGAGCGACAGUAUAGCGACGUUUAGCACAGCUUUUGGAAGUCUCUGCCAGAUGGUACUAGCCAGGACUUCUCUUGACCUCCAUGACUCGAAAAGCAGGCAAAGAAGUCAGUGAAUUUGGUCGUGUGCCACUACGUCUAUCUAUCGAAUCGUUGUGCAAUAGAUAUUCGUUCGACGCGUUCGCUCUCAACAAACUUGACGACAUCUCAAUUUUCUUCGCAGUGUGCACUGAAUUAUAGGAUCCGUCGACAUGCGGUAAAUUAUCUUUGAAUUACUGAAGAGGUGGACGAGAUUGCGGGUCUACAGCUUCUGAAGCUCUCGAACUCGGAUGACAUUAGAGUCAUGGGAUGGCGCAAGAAAGACUCGCAACCAGUGCCGUUCCGUCGAGAAACUAGCAUUAUGCCUCAAAGAAAACAAAUCGAAAGAAGUCCCAGCGCGAUAUUUAAGUUAGUAUGCUAUACGCUGUUCGAUGUUUCUCCUGCCAGCGCAUUCUUGGACAGUUCCGGAGAUGCGAUCAGGGGAUUACCAGCGCUGACUCCUUCGAAGAAACAUUCUCGCGACCCCUCGCAAAAACAUUUAAGAUAUUCCAGUAGUCUUCCUGUCCAACGCUUGUCAGAGACCCAGCAGAAGCUUGGAUGGUCGAAUAGUCUUCAUGUCCAGCGGUCAUCGAGCUCAGACUCGGACGAUUCUAGAGUGGAAAAACACACAAGCAACUCCGACUCUGGUGCUGGAUCUCCAAUACAUGGCGGGGGAAAGCUUUUCAAGGUCUUCAGACGGAAAUCGUCGAAGUCAAAAAUUGACAUACAUGUGGCAAGCCAAUCCAACCUGUCCAGUCCAGAUCGGUCAAAUGGGGACAUAGAUUACAAUGGCGACAUAUCAUCAAAUUCUUUGUUCGAGAUACAAGUCGAACGAAGUGCAGAUAUAAACAGGAAUUAUAAUGACGAAGAAAACUUUUCAGAUCCUCAGUUGGUGCAGCGGCUUGCUUCGGAGGUUGUACUGUUGAGGAAGAGGUUGGAUGAAGGGGAGCAAGAAGUGAAGAAGCUGAAAGACGAGGUAUCUUCUUUACGUUCAAGCUCUGCCAGCAGUCAGGUGGAGUCUCCAAGGAGUGAUAUGGAUAGAGUCAUGAUCUUUCCUGAAAGCUUAGCUUUCGAUAAAUAUGAAGAUUCGAGGAGAGCGAGGUCACAGCCUGGGAGCUCAAGUACGUCUACCUCAGAUAAAUACGAUGGUGAUUCCAAAAAAUACAUGGAAUUCUGCACAUCAGAUCAAGGCCAGCUUGUCAAACUGGUUCACGAAGAACAUCCAAGGUCAAGAGUCAGAACUCCUCAAGUAUCCGAUGACGAGGAGAGCGUAGCCAGCUCUGAGAAUGACGUGAUUUUGGUGAGGAGGUCCUCUUUAUCUGCGGAAGAUUUAGACCACUACACAUCACAGAUCGUGUUUGAGAACCAAAUGAAUAUGUUUCUGUCGGAUGCUACAGCUGCUCUUGGCAAACGUGGAUUCCAGGAAAAUUACGUGCCAAAAUUUCAAUUUUUCGAUAGCCAUUUGCCUGAAGGUGUUGAGCGAAAGUCUAUCGAAGAAACUGAGGAGGAAGCUCGGAAUGCUGGAAUGGAAGUCAAUGAUGAUAGUCGUGGGGUCGACUCCAAGCUUUCUUUAGAGCUGGUGCAAACUGGUGUCACUGGUAGUCAUAAACCACACGUGCAGUCUUUGGGAAUCACUGAUGAAAAAGUUAGCAAUAACGGUACUUCGGUGGUCCUCGUGGAUGAGGAGCACGGGGGACUGAGUGCUGAGAGAACUGACUCCACGGAGCUGCGAGCGGAUUCAGAGUGGUCGUCUCGGGAGUUCGAUGACCAUGUUACCCCGCAGAAAAAGAAGGGUAUGAGCAUCAUGGAGUUCGGAGUUCCUGCUGACCCAGAGAUUGCUGAAAGACGCCGACAAGUACAACUCCGCUUCCAUGACGUGGAAGAGAAGCUCAUGAAGAUUCUUCGCAGUCCGAGGAGAGACUACUCAUCACGGUCCACGAGUUACAGCUCCAGUUCAGCUUCAAGUUCUGGAACCUCAUCUCCUCAGAGUCUGGAAAGUGGGUCGCCACUCGGAUCCUUCAGAGAUUACGAGCACACUUCGGACAAAUUAGGUGACAUUUGUGACAAGGACUGUUACGGAGUCUGCUGUUUUCCCUCUGAGGAAAUUGUCCCCGCUGAAAAAUCCGAUGUGCAGGCGAGUCGGAAGAAUCCUGUCAGAGAUCUUGAUCUGGAACUUUCCUCUCCCAGGGACGUCUUGUUUAGCAACUUGAAAUCAAACUCAUUAGCGAAAACGCGCUCGCUUCCUUCGAUCAGAUCUGAAAUUUGGGAAGAAGAACCGGCCAUGAGUUUCAGUGGAACCCCUGAGGUUUAUUUUCAUCCAGAUCUCUCCAAAGACCUUACGCUCAGCGUCUUGGCUGAUUACCAGCAGCAGAUAGAUUGUGCAGCAGCAGAAGAAAUUUCAUCUGGAGGAGAUCUCUACAGGUACGAGGGCAAGUCUGCUGAAACGGGUGUUGAAGAGAGUGUUGUUGCUCCAGUUCCGGAUGAACAUGCUGUUGUGGCUUAUCCAGUGCAGCAAAGUUCAUCUGGCGACAUGUAUGGUGCUGAUCACGGGAGUUUGAAUGGAGCUCGGCGUACCCGACGUACGAGAUUUGGUGAGGAGGCAGCAAGGUUGGCUUUGCAAAGAUCAUCCAGUGACGUUCCAGGAGGGUCUCGUUAUGCUCAUACUUAUCCAAAGUAAGUGAUGUAGCCGUCAAAAGAGCCCGAGUUGACGUCGUUCAUGCAAAGUUCCCGAGGCAACUGUGAGUCAGUCGGAAGGGGAUGAGCAAUAAGGGGUACAUUGAGAAAUGUACUCAUGAUCUCACCAUCACGUCUUCUGAUUCACUUGCGUGUGUUCAGAAGGCUGAGGUAAUGAAUUUUCCAUGAUUUAUCCGAGACCAUAUUGGAAUUUGUACAUAGGAUGAGCCAUAAGCCAGGUCAGAGCUUGCGAAACUCAGUACUAGCCAGGUAAGCAAUUGUAGAUUAAACAGGACCUAUUAUCAGGCUUUUUACAGGCGCCCUUAAGACUGCUUAGCCCCAGUAAUUGAUAGAACUAGAGAGACAGAUAUUAGAGGUUCUCGAUGCACAAAGUUAACAUCUCCACAACGAGGACAGGAAGCAGUCAGAGUGGCGGUCCAUGGAAGUCCCAUGCAGACAAAACUGUAUCAAAUGGAGCUUAUACAAGAUAAGAUAGAUGCACUGCAGGGCGAAUACAGUAUCUACGAGCGUGUCGAAGGCCGCGAACUACUAGCAUGUAAGCAAUCACCUUGGAAGUUUAGGGGAAUGAAACGAAGUGGACCGUUUUGUGAAUGGGUUACAAGAGUGCUGUACUUAAGAGUCUCAGGCACAUCGAUUCCAUCAUCCCACAUCCAUGUAACACUAGAAGUCGUCGGUAUAAUUUACAGAUACCACAGUCCAGAGUCAUCUCUAUCGAAGUUUUUGUAGACUACUUCGUGUGUAGUAUAGUUCGAUGAACAUGUACGUUAUUUAAAGAGAUUAGGAGGUUAGUUUGAUACUUCAGCUCCCCGAGUACAAGCUAGCUGUCAAUUUUGUUGUAAUUCCGCUGGCAGAACGACCAGCUUUUAAAAACUCAGUUCCUAGAGGUGUGGGGUGGUUGGGAGUCGCAGCGGGUGCAAGUCAUGUAUGUACUACCUGCUUUUCAGAAUAAAAGACAGAAAAGGUCGUAC
Messenger RNA from Marchantia polymorpha subsp. ruderalis, 4426 nucleotides. The record is from the annotation of a GenBank genome assembly. NCBI's taxonomy places the organism in Eukaryota, Viridiplantae, Streptophyta, Marchantiopsida, Marchantiales, Marchantiaceae.